Molecule: messenger RNA, 339 nt
Organism: Suillus discolor
Lineage: Eukaryota; Fungi; Basidiomycota; Agaricomycetes; Boletales; Suillaceae
Exons: 4
Coding region: 1-339 (112 amino acids)
Source: RefSeq, a predicted model, not a curated record
AUGGGUGCUGGUCCGGUCAACAGCUGUGCACUGCAACCCAUGGUUAACCAACAUUCCAAGUCACCGAUGCCUAACCAAUAUAAGCCCACUCCACCAUUGGACGAGACCGCGCCCCAUAUUCUCCGUCUAUGGAAGGCACGUCAGAAUGACAGGCAAAUCGUUCGCACUUUGCGGGAGAAGCACAUUGACACGGAGCGUUAUGGCAUUGGGCUCACCAAAUUUAGAGAGAUACGGGAGAGCAUGGGCCUCCAAUGUACUCGUCAGCAAGGCCAUACAAUAGAGUCUAUCCGUGAUGCUAUGAUCGAUAUCCGCCAGAUGUAUCCGAAGGCCGGAAUCUGA